Messenger RNA from Ipomoea triloba (trilobed morning glory), 1265 nucleotides. RefSeq names its product cysteine synthase. The record is from RefSeq and is a predicted model, not a curated record. Gene Ontology annotation, molecular function: cysteine synthase activity. NCBI's taxonomy places the organism in Eukaryota, Viridiplantae, Streptophyta, Magnoliopsida, Solanales, Convolvulaceae. The transcript has 11 exons. Gene Ontology annotation, cellular component: cytoplasm. The coding region runs from base 98 to 1075 and encodes 325 amino acids.
GUCUCACUCUCACAUAGGCGUUCCUCCAUUUUGUGCUGCAAAACUGCUGUCUGCUGGUGAGGGAUCUUUUAUCAAAACGCAGAGACAAUCUGAAGAGAUGGGAGAGGAACAGAUUGGAAUUGCCAAAGAUGUCACUGAACUGAUUGGCAAAACUCCAUUAGUAUACUUGAACAAUGUUGUUGAUGGAUGUGUUGCUCGUAUUGCGGCCAAGCUGGAAAUGAUGGAACCAUGCUCUAGUGUUAAGGAUAGGAUUGGUUAUAGUAUGAUCACAGAUGCUGAGGAGAAAGGACUCAUCAAACCAGGGGAGAGUGUCCUCAUUGAACCUACAAGUGGAAACACUGGUAUAGGGCUGGCAUUUAUGGCUGCUGCUAAGCGGUAUCGUCUUAUCAUAACAAUGCCUGCUUCUAUGAGCCUUGAGAGAAGAAUUAUUCUCCGUGCUUUUGGUGCUGAGUUGGUGCUCACUGAUCCUGCUAAAGGAAUGAAAGGCGCUAUUCAGAAGGCUGAGGAGAUAAAGGCCAAAACACCUAAUUCCUACAUUCUUCAGCAGUUUGAUAACCCUGCCAACCCAAAGAUACACUAUGAGACCACUGGACCUGAAAUUUGGAAGGGAUCAAAUGGGAAAAUUGAUGCCCUUGUCUCUGGAAUUGGUACAGGAGGCACAGUAACUGGUACAGGCAAAUUCCUUAGGGAACAGAACCCGAACAUAAAGCUCUACGGAGUGGAACCAGCUGAAAGUCCUAUUCUUAAUGGAGGAAAGCCUGGUCCACACAAGAUCCAGGGAAUUGGAGCUGGGUUCAUUCCUGGAGUUUUGGAAGUUAAUCUUCUUGAUGAAGUAAUUCAAAUUUCAAGUGAUGAAGCCAUAGAAACUGCUAAGUUGCUUGCUGUGAAAGAAGGGCUACUUGUGGGAAUAUCAUCAGGCGCUGCAGCAGCAGCUGCAAUUAAAAUUGCAAAGCGGUCAGAGAAUGCUGGGAAACUAAUUGUUGUUGUUUUUCCGAGCUUUGGAGAGCGGUAUCUUUCUUCUGUGCUCUUUGAGUCUGUCAGACGGGAAGCAGAAAACAUGACCUUUGAGUCUUGAAUUUCUUGUAUGGCACUACAGACUCAUAUCGUCUUCACUUGACGCACAUCAAAUUCUGAGCUAAUUGCAGCAGCCUGUUUCUGUUUUGUUUUGUGAAGAACACAUUGAUGGUAAUGGAACUGGAUCCACACCAUGUGAACAGCAGCAUAAAACCCCGUUUGAAAUAAAGAUGCUACUUUUCUUAUAAAAA